Molecule: messenger RNA, 3198 nt
Organism: Oncorhynchus masou masou (cherry salmon)
Lineage: Eukaryota; Metazoa; Chordata; Actinopteri; Salmoniformes; Salmonidae
Product: GATOR1 complex protein NPRL3-like
Exons: 16
Coding region: 319-2154 (611 amino acids)
Biological process (GO): cellular response to amino acid starvation; TORC1 signaling; positive regulation of autophagy
Cellular component (GO): GATOR1 complex
Source: RefSeq, a predicted model, not a curated record
ACAACAUUGGAAGGCAGCGCUGAGCUGGAGUAGAGAAACAACACAUCUAACAGAAUUAUAUAAGUAUUCAAAUAUAUUGUCGCCAGUAUAUUACCGAGUUUUGUUAAGUAGUUAAUCAAUGUAGCUAAUGGUGCUGCGAUAGCUAACGUUAACCCUAAACAUUUCUUAGCUAGCAUAAGCUAGUUAGCUCGGAGCUAGCUAAAGUUAUAUUUAAAAAUUGUUGGAAAGUCUGGCAACUACGUUUCUUAUAACCAUGUGACGAGCUACAGUAUUGUUAAAUAUUAAUUGACAAACAAUUUGCUAACUCGACGUUAAAAUAUGUACAUUCAUUCAUCCUCAUUUGAUUUACAAGGCGAGCGAAAAUCUAUGUACAAACAGUCUGAAAAUAGGUUCUUCAAAUGUGGUGAAAAGACAAGCCCUAUCAGUGUAAUUUUGGUUACUUCGGGUAGCCGAGGGAACAAAUUGCUCUUUAGGUACCCAUUUCAACAGGUUUCAGAUUGCACAUCAUCACUCACGACAAAACAGCGAAGUCCAUAUGCAUUGAACACUACAGGAGAUGUUCUUGAAGACCCAGAUGGAGAUUCAAGAGAACAAACUCCGUUAACUGAUGAACAGUUGGUAGCAGGGUUCUCUGACAUUAUCCUCGCCACUAUCUUGGCCACCAAGUCUGAUAUGUGUGGGAAGAAGUUUGAGCUGAAGAUAGACAAUGUGCGUUUCGUUGGGCACCCCACCCUCCUCCAGCAUCCUCACACCAUUCAGGUGUCCAAGACAGACCCCUCACCUAAGAGGGAGAUGCCCACCAUGAUCCUGUUCAGUGUUGUGUUUGCUCUGAGGGCCAACGCUGACCCAUCAGUCAUCAGCUGCAUGCACAACCUGUCCCGGCGCAUCGCCAUCGCCCUGCAGCACGAGGAGCGCCGCUGCCAGUACCUCACCAGAGAGGCCAAGCUGAUGCUGGCCGUGCAGGACGAGGUCACCAACAUGACCGAGACUGAUGGCAGCCCUCAGUCACCGUUCAGACAAAUCCUUCCUAAAUGCAAGCUUGCCAGGGACUUGAAGGAGGCAUAUGACAGCCUGUGUACAACAGGGGUGGUGAGGCUCCAUAUCAACAACUGGCUGGAGGUGAGCUUCUGUUUACCUCACAAGAUCCACCGGGUAGGGGGAAACCACGUACCCCCAGAGGCUCUGGAGCGUAGCCUCAAGGCCAUAAGGCCGUAUCAUGCUCUGCUGUUGCUGGACAGUGAGAAGGCUCUGCUGGCCCAGUUGCCUUUGGACUGCUCUCCUGCUCUGGUGCGCCUCAUUAAGACCUGCUCUGCAGUCAAGAACCUGCAGCAGCUGGCACAGGAUGCAGACCUGAACCUGUUACAGAUCUUCCAGAUUGCUGCUCACCUGGUGUACUGGGGAAAAGCCAUCAUAGUGUACCCUCUGUGUGAGAACAAUGUCUACAUGCUGUCCCCACACGCCAACAUCAGCCUGUACUCUCCAUUGGCUGAGACGUUUGGCCAGCAGUUCCCAGGUCAUGACCUGCCUUCCAUGCUGGCCAAGUUCUCCCUUCCCCUCUCACUGUCUGAGUUUAGGAACCCACUGGAUGCUUCUGUGCAGGAGGCCCAGCUGAUCCAGAUGGUGGUGUGGAUGCUCCAGCGGCGCCUGCUGAUCCAGCUCCAUACCUACGUGUGUCUGCUGGUGCCCCCCAGUGAGGAGGAGCCAGGUCUGCUGCGGGAUGAGGAGCUCCCUCUGGUGGCCCGGGUGGGGGGCCGCAGCCUCAGCACGCCCAGCGCACUCAGCUUCGGAUCCCCAACCAGCAGUGAUGACAUGACCCUGACCAGUCCCAGUAUGGAUAAUUCCAGUGCAGAACUGCUUCCUGGUGGAGACUCUCCACUAAACAGGAGGAUGACCGAGACGUUACUGGCCAGCCUGACAGAGCACGAGCGUCAGGUCAUCCUCAACAUCCCGGCUGCACAGAGCCCUGAAGACCUGCGCAUGUUUGCCAGGCUGCUGCACUACUUCCGAGGGCACCAUCACCUGGAGGAGAUCAUGUAUAAUGAAAACAUGAGGCGCUCUCAGCUGAAGACCCUCUUUGACAAAUUCAGAAGUGUUCUGGUGGUCACCAACCAUGAGGAUCCUGUCAUCUCCCUCUUCCAGUCUCCUCUGGAGUAGAGGUCUGUCAUCUCCCUCUUCCACACUCCUCUGGAGUAGAGAGGUCUGUCAUCUCCCUCUUCCAGUCUCCUCUGGAGUAGAGAGGUCUGUCAUCUCCCUCUUCCAGUCUCCUCUGGAGUAGAGGUCUGUCAUCUCCCUCUUCCACUCUCCUCUGGAGUAGAGGUCUGUCAUCUCCCUCUUCCAGUCUCCUCUGGAGUAGAGGUCUGCCAUCUCCCUCUUCCAGUCUCCUCUGGAGUAGAGAGGUCUGUCAUCUCCCUCUUCCACUCUCCUCUGGAGUAGAGGUCUGUCAUCUCCCUCUUCCACUCUCCUCUGGAGUAGAGGUCUGUCAUCUCCCUCUUCCACUCUCCUCUGGAGUAGAGGUCUGUCAUCUCCCUCUUCCAGUCUCCUCUGGAGUAGAGAGGUCUGUCAUCUCCCUCUUCCACUCUCCUCUGGAGUAGAGGUCUGUCAUCUCCCUCUUCCACUCUCCUCUGGAGUAGAGGUCUGUCAUCUCCCUCUUCCAGUCUCCUCUGGAGUAGAGAGGUCUGUCAUCUCCCUCUUCCAGUCUCCUCUGGAGUAGAGAGGUCUGUCAUCUCCCUCUUCCAGUCUCCUCUGGAGUAGAGAGGUCUGUCAUCUCCCUCUUCCAGUCUCCUCUGGAGUAGAGGUCUGUCAUCUCCCUCUUCCAGUCUCCUCUGGAGUAGAGAGGUCUGUCAUCUCCCUCUUCAAGUCUCCUCUGGAGUAGAGAGGUCUCAUCUCUCUAUUCCAGUCUCCUCUGGAGUAGAGAGGUCUGUCAUCUCCCUCUUCCAGUCUCCUCUGGAGUAGAGAGGUCUGUCAUGAGAUGAAGGACCCUUUCUGAAAUACCAGACUGACAGAAUGAUAGACUGCUGCUGUACAAAGGCCUUAUUAUGGUGCUUGCUGCUUUCAGCCAACUGGAUAAUAUUGCAAUUUGAGGUAACUAAUAUACUGUACUCAUCUAUCAAUGCACCAGAAAAAUAUACUGAUUUAAAAAAGCAUAACUGUCUGCUCUGCUUGGGGGAAUGUGAAUAAAUGUUUGUAGCUUUUAGAUGA